CAACGAACGCCGUCCUGCCUCUACUUGACCUCUUCCACAACCUGAGGCACUGCAUAUCCACAACAUUGCUGCAUUGUGCGGAAGAAUUCUACGCUUGCUUCAUCUCUUAUGGCGACCGUCGACGUGCCUUCGCGCGUAUCCUCCGACAGCAGGCAGCAGGCUAGCGCUGCACGCGAGGUCAUUGAUGUCGAUUCGUUUGACGACGACGAGGUCACAAUCUUGGAUGGCCCACUCCCGUACCGGCACAGUACAGGCUCAGUUCCUCAUAUCACUGGCGCCAGAGGGCCCUCAGGGUCGAGCUCCGCAUCAGCCAUCUUCGUGGAGAGUGAUGAUGAAGUAGAGGUUACACGGGUAGAGAAUGCGCACGCACGCCGCCGAUUCUUGUCUCCUCCACCGAGGCCUAUCCAACCUCUAUACAUCCCGCCUGUUCCUCCUAUUCCACGCAACCUCGCCGGCCACAGCUCAUUCCCCGCUCGCCUUGGAAGACGAGAGGGUGCGCCGCCUCCCGCUAUCCGUCCAAUUGCGCGCCCCUUUCCUUUUGAGGCCCGUCUGGGCCAGCCGCUUGCGCGCGGCCACACCCCACCUGUUGAUGUGCCACAUCCUGCCCCAGCGGCUCGGUCUCAUCACCAACCGGUUAUGGGAUUGGGUGGUGCCCUGAUCGCUUUCAACAGGCAAAAUUUCAUAGCGGAAGUGAACAGACAGCGCGAGGAGGCCGUGCAACUUGAAGAGAUGCGGCUCCCAGAGCGAGGUUGGCGCCGACUCCUUCCGGACAUUGUCAAUAACUGGUGGGACGGUCCAGAACCAGCGCCACAACGCCGUCUUCCAGGACAAGCCGAGAUCUAUCCCGGUGGUCUAAUGCUCAAUGAACCCAUUAACGAUCUCGAAGACCUCGAAUUUAUCCGAGAUAUACUAGACGACGACCGAUUUGGAGUCCCUCGUGGUCCUCUUGCAGUGGUCGAACGGCCAAGAGAGCAACAUUACAAGCCAAGCUACACCCAUCCAGACAAACCUGUGCCUGGGUUUACAUUCGACUUCGCCCCGUCGGAAGUGCCGUCUACUUCUGCGACAUCGUCCUCCAUUAUCGUUCUGAAUGACGAUGGCGAGAUCACCGAAGGUCCGAGCAGGACGUCGGCAAACUCGAGCGUGGUCGAGGCGUCUGCCAGUCUGGUCUGCGCACGUUGCAAUGACCCCCUCUCUCUGACAGCCGAGAGUGCAGCCCCGGAAGAGGAGAUUGCGAGGAGGAGGAUCUGGGGGCUUCGGUGUGGCCAUAUGCUGGAUGGCAAGUGCGUACAAGAGCUCAUGAGCCCACCUGCGCCUCCUCCUCCUCCUCCUCCUCCUCCUCCCCCAGCAGAUGUCCAGGAGGCGAUGGAUGAUCCCAAGGGCAAGGGUAAGGCGCGGGACGUCUCUCAUGCCGAUAUCGCCAUGGACAUCGGCGAGCCGGACCUGCCAGUAUCUAGUACAGGCAAGAGACGAGGGGCAGGGAAAGAGGCGACCACGUCCAGGAAGGGCAAGCGGAAGGCGGCAGAGAUGCUCCACCCAGAAUCGGAUCCGCCCCUAGCAGACGCACCGGGGCCGGUUAGCGCAGAUGUUCCACCCGAAGACAACUCAAUACGUUCUCGUCUACGCCCUCGACAUCCCCGCCAGGCUUCGCACGCCGUGGCACACGAACCUAUUGCGGAAAGUGUCCCUUCGCCGCUAUCUCCUGCACGUCUCGUCGGUGCCUCGCCCCGGCGGCGAGGUCGUGGAUCUUCAUCCACAACGCGCGUUCGCGGGAAGGGGAAGGGGAAGGCCAAACCAACUAUUGAAGCUGUACACCAGUGGACCUGCCCCGUGGCCGGUUGCGGUCACGUACACGCCAGCAUUCGUGUAGAUGGAGAGUGGAAGAUGAAUCCGCAGGAAGGAGCGAUCAGUUUGUUCAUCUAGUUUGUAGGAUGUAUCAUGGACGACAGUGGUUGGGAUCAGUUUGACACUCGACGCAUCAUUUUGACACAAUGAAUAUUGUCUUGCUCUCACCCGAAGGGGUACCGUGGUACGUCCGUCUGGAUUUUACUUGAAGCCCUCUGGACCGCCG
This is a messenger RNA of Fomitopsis serialis, 2071 nucleotides long. RefSeq lists its product as uncharacterized. The coding region runs from base 109 to 1923 and encodes 604 amino acids. Lineage: Eukaryota; Fungi; Basidiomycota; Agaricomycetes; Polyporales; Fomitopsidaceae. The record is from RefSeq and is a predicted model, not a curated record. The transcript has 3 exons.